GGUUUGAUGACCUACAUGCUUGUGCUGAUCCUGGAGCUCCUGAACAUGGAUACAAGACUCCCAGUGCAGGCGUUUUCUUUGAAAGUGUGGUAGUCCGGUUUCAUUGCCAAGAAGGAUACAGGCUUAAUGGUACUUCAAAAAAACUUUGUGUGAGACACUUUAAUGGCUCCCUGAGCUGGAAACCAAGUGAUAAACCUGUGUGCCUACAAGAAGUCACAGAUUGCCUUGUUCCACAUGUUGAAGAUGCAGAGAUUCAUAACAAGACAUACAGGACUGGCGAUAAGUUAAUAAUCAACUGUCAUGAAGGAUUCCAGAUCCGUUACCCUGACUUAGACAACAUGGUUUCAAUAUGUCAAGACGAUGGAACAUGGGAUAAUCUGCCCAUUUGUCAAGGUUGCCUGAGGCCAUUGGUUCUUCCUCAUAGUUACAUUAACAUAUCUGAGUUCGAGUCCUCCUUCCCCGUAGGAACAGUGGUGUAUUAUCAGUGCUUUCCUGGAUAUAAACUAGAAGGGGCAGAGUUCCUUGAGUGCAUGUAUAACCUUAUCUGGUCAGAUAGCCCACCUAGGUGCCUUGAUGUGGAAGUUUGCCCACUACCUCCAAUGGUGAGUCAUGGAGACUACAUCUGCCACCCACGGCCUUGUGAACGUUACAACCACGGGACGGUGGUGGAGUUUUACUGUGAUCCUGGUUAUACCCUCACCAAUGACUACAAGUACAUCACCUGCCAGUACGGAGAGUGGUUCCCCUCCUACCAAGUAUACUGUGUCAAAACAGAACAAACCUGGCCAAAUACACAGGAGACCCUCCUGACUACAUGGAAGAUAGUGGCGUUUACUGCUACUAGCGUUUUAUUAGUACUGCUACUGGUUAUUUUAGCCAGGAUGUUCCAGACCAAAUUUAAGACACAUUUCCUUCCAAGAGGCAACCAGGAAGGCUCCAUGGGUGACCCCGACUUUGUGGUGGUGGAUGGUGUUCCUGUCAUGUUGCCUUCCUAUGAUGAAGCUGUAAGCAGCGGCUUGAACGCUCUGGCACCCGGAUAUUCAGCUACCACAGACCAGGGGCAUAUUUUGCAGACAGAAGAUCAGAAUCCUCCUGCUUACCCUGGCCCCAGGAUUACAGACACACUGCCUAGCGAAUUUGAGACCUGUAACAGUAGGUCGGGCUCCUCUGAACUGCUCCAAACUUUGUACCCAACCCUGCCAUGUGAAGCGGCAGCGCUUCCAGGUUCAGAUCGAACUGACGUAUCCCAUAGCACUGCCGGCGAGGCCGCCUCCACGAGUCCACGGAUCGAUAUUGCAGAUGAGAUUCCUUUGAUGGAAGAAGACCCUUAACCUGCAUAGAAACGUGUCUUCAUCGCAUUGCACUGUUGGGUGACAUGAAUCAUGAGGAUUUAGAGAUAGAAAAGACUAUCUGUGGAUUUGGGGGGGGUGUUUUCCUACUUAUCAAUCUUCCACGCGAUGAUGUCACCAGAUUGGGUGUACGUCUUAAUCCACAGCAGGGAUAAGAGCAUCAGCAUUUGGAACAGCCGUAGUUUUAUGAAUGAAUCCUGGGGAUUUGAUGAGAGCAGAUGCAGAAAAAGAACUGUGGCUUUUUAGAAAUGAAAUGUAUAUCUGCAUCGCAGAAAGUCAUAUGGUUCUGUAAGAAAUGCUAUUGGAUUUUGAUACUAGCUGCCUCACAAAAGCAUGUGAAAGUAUGUAAAUUUGCUUAUAAAGACUGCUUUAAAUGAUCUAUGGACCUCUAGUUUAUGAAGAAUCCUUACAAGUUUAAAAAAAUACUAGUACUGAAAUGCAAAAAAAAAAAAGAGGAAAGAUCUUCUUUGGCUUUCCUAUGAUAAACAGGAAGCUUUUGAUUUAGUUCUUGGUGAUUUUGUUUCAGACCAUGUCUGGAGAAAAUAUGACAGAAAUGAUGGGAUUCCUAUAUACUUUGAUGUAUGAUAGCAAAUAUA
This is a messenger RNA of Apaloderma vittatum (bar-tailed trogon), 1945 nucleotides long. RefSeq names its product sushi domain containing 4 (gene SUSD4). The transcript has 7 exons. The record is from RefSeq and is a predicted model, not a curated record. NCBI's taxonomy places the organism in Eukaryota, Metazoa, Chordata, Aves, Trogoniformes, Trogonidae. Gene Ontology annotation, biological process: negative regulation of complement activation, alternative pathway; negative regulation of complement activation, classical pathway. The annotation marks the transcript as partial.